AUGCCGAUGCCCAUGGCGCCCAUGAUGGCGCCCGCCAUGAUGUACGGGUACCCGGCCGCGGGCUACCCGCCGCCCUACGCCAGCGCCUACCCGUACUACCACCCGCAGCCGCCGCACCCCGUCGGCUCGCCCUACGGCUGGCACGGCUUCCACGGCGGGUACGGCCACCACGGCCCCUACGGCCACCACGGCUACCACCACCACGGCUACCACGGCUACCACGGACACCCCAUGCACCACCCGUUCCACUAG
This is a messenger RNA of Thrips palmi, 252 nucleotides long. RefSeq lists its product as uncharacterized. Bases 1 to 252 code for a protein of 83 amino acids. NCBI's taxonomy places the organism in Eukaryota, Metazoa, Arthropoda, Insecta, Thysanoptera, Thripidae. The record is from RefSeq and is a predicted model, not a curated record. The transcript has a single exon.